Messenger RNA from Rotaria sp. Silwood1, 636 nucleotides. NCBI's taxonomy places the organism in Eukaryota, Metazoa, Rotifera, Eurotatoria, Philodinida, Philodinidae. The record is from the annotation of a GenBank genome assembly.
AUGGAUGAAAUGUUGAUGUUUUUGGUUGCUGGAUUCGAGACAACAUCAACUGCACUUGCUUGGUUCAUUCAUCUUCUGAGUAAACAUCCACGUGUACAACAGAAGAUCAAAGCAGAAUUAAUGAACGAUAGUAAAAAUCAAGAUUUGUCACUAGAUCGUCUCGAUUCGUUGAUUUAUUUGGAUUGUGUUAUCAAAGAAGUACUUCGUUUUUGUCCACCCGCUGAUGGAACAAAUCGUACAUUAACUGCCGAUGAUCGUCUACCCAUGAGCGGUGUACAAUUAUACAAAGGCGAUCUUGUAAUCAUUCCUUUUAAUAUUCUUGCGCGAGACAAUUGUCACUGGUCGAUCGAUCCGAAUCUCUUUUAUCCAGAGAGAUUUCUUGAUGAAGACAAGAAUCAUCAUCCAUAUGCAUUCAUUCCGUUCGGUGGUGGUCAUCGACAAUGUAUCGGACAAGAUUUGGCUCGAUUUGAAUUGAAAGUGAUCGCAGCAAGGCUGAUGCAACAUGUGACAUUUGGCGAUGGUGGCCCUAAACUUAAUGCUGGUGGGCAAAUAUCAAGACUGACUACGUUCCCUAAAUAUGUCGGUGUCACUAUUGACUUUAAUAACAAAAAUGAAAGUGAUAAUCUCUCCUCUUAG